This is a messenger RNA of Rangifer tarandus platyrhynchus (Svalbard reindeer), 3081 nucleotides long. The record is from the annotation of a GenBank genome assembly. NCBI's taxonomy places the organism in Eukaryota, Metazoa, Chordata, Mammalia, Artiodactyla, Cervidae.
AUGGCCCAGGGUGCCAUGCGCUUCUGCUCGGAAGGCGACUGUGCCAUCUCCCCACCACGAUGCCCACGGCGCUGGCUCCCCGAAGGCCCAGUGCCCCAGAGCCCCCCAGCCAGCAUGUAUGGCAGCACAGGCUCCUUACUCCGGCGAGUGGCAGGUCCAGGUCCCCGAAGCCGGGAGCUUGGACGUGUGACAGCGCCCUGUACACCUCUGCGUGGCCCCCCUUCACCCCGCAUUGCUCCCUCACCCUGGGCACCCUCUUCACCCACUGGGCAGCCCCCACCAGGGGCCCGGAGCUCUGUGGUCAUGUUCCGCUUUGUGGAGAAGGCCACCGUGAGGCCACUGAAUGGGCUGCCUGCUCCUGGAGGCUUGAGUCGGAGCUGGGACCUGGGUGGGGUCUCUCCUCCCAGGCCCACCCCAGCCCUCGGGCCUGGCUCCCAUCAAAAGUUGAGGCUAGAAGCAUCCACAUCAGACCCGCUUCCAGCUGGAGGAGGCUCAGCUCGUCCUGGCAGCCAGGGCAUUUUACAGGGGCCACCAACUCAACCCCAGGUUGGAGCAGAUGGUCUUUACUCCUCUCUCCCCAAUGGGCUGGGAGGACCCUCUGAGCACCUGGCCACAUUAUUCCGAGGAUCUGCUGACACUGGACUCCCGAACCAGGGGGACAUCUGGUCCUCACCCCGAGAAGUCUCCUCUCAUGCCCAGAGAAUCGCUCGAGCCAAAUGGGAAUUCUUCUAUGGCUCUUUGGACCCCCCCAGCUCAGGUGCUAAGCCCCCAGAGCAGGCCCCCCCAUCUCCACCUGGGGUGGGCUCAGGGCAGGGCUCUGGGGUGGCUGUGGGGCGAGCGGCCAAGUACUCCGAGACGGACCUGGACACGGUGCCCCUGAGGUGCUACCGCGAGACCGACAUCGAUGAGGUGCUGACUGAGCGGGAAGAGGCUGACUCGGCCAUCGAGAGUCAGCCCAGCUCUGAGGGCCUGCCUGGCACUGCCCGCCCACCUGCCCCACGUCCUGGCCCAUGCCUUGGCCCUCAUCCCAGCCUGGGCAGUGGCAAUGAGGACGAGGAUGAGGCAGGUGGGGAAGAGGAUGUGGACGACGAAGUGUUUGAGGCCUCAGAAGGGGCCCGGCCAGGUACUCGAAUGCCUCACUCCGGGCCUCUCAAGUCACCUCUGCCCUUUCUACCUGGGACCAGCCCCUCGGCUGAUGGGCCUGACUCUUUCAGUUGUGUGUUUGAAGCCAUCUUGGAGUCACACCGGGCCAAGGGCACCUCCUACACCAGCCUUGCCUCACUGGAGGCCCUGGCCUCACCUGGCCCGACCCAGAGCCCCUUUUUCACCUUCGAGCUGCCUCCCCAACCCCCUGCCCCCAGGCCUGAUCCACCUGCUCCUGCCCCACUUGCUCCUCUUGAACCGGAUUCUGGUACCAGCUCUGCUGCUGAUGGGCCUUGGACACAGAGAGGGGAGGAAGAGGAGGCAGAGGCUGGAGCCAAGCAGGCCCCAGGGAGGGAUCCCCCUAGUCCCUGCCACUCAGAAGACAGCUUUGGACUGGGGGCAGCACCCCUGGGCAGCGAACCACCCCUGAACCAGCUGGUGUCUGAUUCGGACUCAGAGCUGGACAGCACAGAGCGGCUGGCCCUGGGAAGCACUGACACCUUGUCCAAUGGGCAGAAAGCAGACCUGGAGGCUGCUCAGCGCCUCGCUAAGAGGCUGUACCGACUAGAUGGCUUCAGGAAGGCGGAUGUGGCCCGGCAUCUGGGCAAGAACAAUGACUUCAGCAAACUUGUGGCUGGCGAGUACCUGAAGUUUUUUGUCUUCACGGGCAUGACUCUGGACCAAGCUCUCAGGGUAUUUCUCAAGGAGCUGGCCUUAAUGGGUGAGACCCAGGAACGGGAACGUGUGCUGGCCCACUUCUCCCAGAGAUACUUCCAGUGUAAUCCUGGAGCCCUGUCCUCAGAGGACGGUGCGCACACGCUGACCUGCGCCCUCAUGCUACUCAAUACGGAUCUCCACGGCCACAACAUCGGGAAGCGCAUGACCUGCGGAGACUUCAUUGGUAACCUGGAAGGCCUCAACGAAGGCGGCGACUUCCCCAGAGAGCUGCUCAAGGCCUUGUACAGCUCCAUCAAGAAUGAAAAGUUGCAAUGGGCCAUAGACGAGGAGGAGCUGAGACGCUCUCUGUCUGAGUUGGCCGACCCCAACCCCAAGGUCAUCAAGAGGGUCAGCGGGGGCAGUGGCAGCGGCUCCAGCCCUUUCCUGGACCUGACUCCCGAGCCCGGGGCUGCAGUCUACAAGCACGGCGCCCUGGUGCGAAAGGUGCACGCAGACCCUGACUGCAGGAAGACACCUCGGGGCAAGCGUGGCUGGAAGAACUUCCAUGGGAUCCUCAAGGGCAUGAUCCUCUAUCUGCAGAAGGAGGAGUACCAGCCUGGGAAAGCCCUGUCGGAAGCUGAGCUUAAAAACGCCAUCAGCAUCCACCACGCGCUGGCCACGCGGGCCAGUGACUAUAGCAAGAGGCCACACGUCUUCUACCUGCGCACUGCUGACUGGCGGGUCUUCCUCUUCCAGGCCCCGAGCCUGGAGCAGAUGCAGUCCUGGAUCACUCGCAUCAACGUGGUGGCUGCCAUGUUCUCCGCACCCCCCUUCCCAGCUGCCGUCAGCUCCCAGAAGAAGUUCAGCCGCCCUCUGUUACCCAGCGCUGCCACCCGCCUCUCCCAGGAGGAGCAGGUGCGGACCCACGAGGCCAAGCUGAAGGCCAUGGCAAGUGAGUUGCGGGAGCAUCGGGCCACGCAACUGGCCAAGAAGGCCCGCGGCAAGGAGGCUGAAGAGCAGCGGCAGAAGGAGGCGUAUCUGGAGUUUGAGAAAUCCCGCUAUGGCACGUACGCAGCGCUGCUUCGGGUCAAGAUGAAGGCAGGCAGCGAGGAGCUGGAUGCAGUGGAGGCAGCAGUGGCCCAGGCCGGCGGCACGGAGGAUGGACUCCCUCCUCCUCACUCCAGUCCCUCCCUGCCGCCCAACAACUCCAGCCAGCCCCGGGCUCAGUGUCCUGACUCAGAGGCUCGGGCAGGGGCAGGCAGUGGGCGGUGGAAGCCCUGA